GAUUUUGACACGUGUAAUCGCGGCAUGCGAAUUGUCAAAACACGGUGCAUGCACAUUUCGUUGUUUUGUUUACAUCAUUAUUUCGUGUAAUCGGCUCAAAAAUUAAAUAACACCAUGGCGUCUGCAGUGGCCGAGCCGGGCCGAAUAGUUCCUACGGCAGAAGAGCAAGCAGAAGAGCGACGAAAAUUUCGAUACCGAGCCGGUGCAUUCCUAGCAGCGGUCGGUGCAACGUCAGCAGUAGCGGGAUUCAGCAAAGCAAUCAUGUCGGCGAAAAAAUCUGACCCAAAGUACUUCGACAAAGGACUGCACGGUAGCUUAGCGCUGCACGAGGCCGGCACCAGCCUGGCACUGCGAGCCCUCGGCUGGGGCACACUGUACGCCAUCCUUGGCACCGGUACGAUUUGCUUCGGCAUAUGGAAGCUGAGCGGCGCAAAGAAUAUGGAAGAGUUCCGGCAAGCGGUUGGCAGUGCUUUCCCUCGCGUCCCACGGAACGAUCCACCGACCAGUCGGACCGAGUUCGAAGGAUUGACCGAUCUGAUGCAGUACCUGUCAACGUGGGGCAAGGAGGAGAAAGCCGUUACUUCCCUAGCGACCACACAGCCUAGUCAGUAAGCCGGUCUUAGCAGGCAAGCAAGCGGGAAAUCAGCUGCACACUGUUAAUUUGAAGCCAAACAUGUAAAUAUAGACGCUUCUGGUAGUCAAAUAAUAAUGAGAA
Molecule: messenger RNA, 715 nt
Organism: Anopheles arabiensis
Lineage: Eukaryota; Metazoa; Arthropoda; Insecta; Diptera; Culicidae
Product: transmembrane protein 242
Exons: 4
Coding region: 115-612 (165 amino acids)
Source: RefSeq, a predicted model, not a curated record